Insectozyma verbasci is the source of this 837-nucleotide messenger RNA. NCBI's taxonomy places the organism in Eukaryota, Fungi, Ascomycota, Pichiomycetes, Serinales, Debaryomycetaceae. The record is from the annotation of a GenBank genome assembly.
AUGUCAUCUUCAGAUUCGGAAACAGAUAUUUUAUAUGAAGUUAAAGAUAGAGUUGCAAUUAUAUCUUUCAAUAUACCAGAUAAACUAAAUGCUUUAAAUGGUGAUCAAUAUUUAAAGUUAGGUAAAUUUAUUGAAAAAGCGGAUGAAGAAGAAGAUACUGUGGCUACAAUUAUUCAAUCAAGUGGUAGAUUUUUCAGUGCUGGUGCAAAUUUUGCUGAUAAAAGUAUGGAAAAUGUUGAUAUUCAAGAAUUAUUUAGUCAUGAAUAUUGGUUACAAAGAUUUGUUGCAAGAAAUGUUUGGUUAACAAAUUUAUUUAAUGAUCAUAAAAAAAUUUUAGUUGCUUCUGUAAAUGGUCCUGUAAUUGGGUUAACAACUGGUUUAUUAUUAUUAUGUGAUUUAAUUUAUGUAAAUGAUUUAUCAAAAUUUUAUUUAUUAGCACCUUUUGCAAAUUUAGGUUUAGUUGCUGAAGGUUCAUCAUCUGCUACUUUAUUUGCUAGAUUAGGCUGGUCAAAAGCUUCUGAAGCUUUAUUAUUAGCAAAACCAAUUAGUGGUGAAGAUUGUUAUAAUGCAGGUUUAAUUAAUAAACAUUAUAAUGGAAAAUUUGAUAAUGUUGAUGAUUUUAAUCAGCAUAUUUAUAAAGAAUUAACAGAGGCUUUUGAAAAUUUACAUGAAGAUUCAAUUUUUCAAAAUAAACAAUUAUUAAAACUUUCAAGAGAUCAAUAUAUUAAUCAAGCAAAUUCUCAAGAAGUUAUGAGAGGAUUAAAGAAAUGGUUAGAAGGAGUACCUCAAGCAAGGUUUGCUCAGUUGGCAGCAAAAGAAGUUAAACAUAAACUUUAA